AUGUUAAUUCCUAUAUUUAAUUUUCUCUUAAUUAUUUAAAUCACAAGAAGUUAAUUACAAAACUCAGAUAAGUAUGCCUCAAGUUUCGAAAUAGACUUAGAUGAAUAUAAUAAUUUAUGGUAGAAAAAUAUAAGCAAUGAAAAUGAAACACUUUUUAUAAUUAAAAAUGUCCUAUCAUCUUAUUGCUAUGUUAGAAUUAAUCUUAAAUAAAAUGAUCCUUCUCUAAUACUAAUGGCAGAUUAUGGAUAAUUCCCAAAUGAUAGUCUGAUAUAAUCAUAUAAAUAAGGAGAAAAGAUCGAUAGAAUAAGGUAUAUCCUAUAUUAAUUAUAUUCUAUUAGUUCUUUAGAAAACAGAAAGAAUAGAUUUCUUAAAUUACAGUCAGAACUGCAAGAUAUCUAUAUAUCUGUAAGAGUUAACAAUACAGAUAAUUAAUUUUAAAUCUCAAUUAGUGGAAGUUCUGAAGAGGAGUGUAAUAAUGACUGUUCUAAUAAUGGAGUAUGUGAGGUAUAAAUUAUUAUAACAUAAGGCUAAUGGAUGCAGUUGCUAUAAUUCUUUUAUUGGUAAUGAUUGUCAUUAAAUUGCUGAACAAUUAUUAUUGGGAACUUAAAAAUAAUUCUAUUUUAAUACUUCAUCAUCUUUCACUUUUUUCUAUAUAAAUCUUAAACCUUUAAUGGAACACACAUUAAGAAUUGAUCUGACUUAAUAUAGUAAUGAUACACACUCUGAAUAGGUUGAUAAUAGUAAUAACUGUUUAGAAGUCUGGAUUUAUAAAUCAAAGGCACUUGUAUAAUAACUUAAUGAUUAUACGUAACAAUAUUUUCACACUUUUCUCAUUGAACAAGGAACUCAGAUAAUUACAACUAAAAUUCCAUCAAAUUUAAAUGUUUAAUAACAAAUUCUAUGGUUUGCAAUUGCCAAAGAUACUGAAACUUUUGAUUCUGUUCAAUUAUCAAUAGCGGUUAGUUAAGAUGAUGCAGUUAUAUAUGAAUAUGAUUAAAAAGAUGAUAAUGAUGAAACUAAUAAAUUACUUUACAUAAUUCUUCCGACUACUCUUAUUCCAAUUACUAUAUUAUUAAUAAUCAUCUAUUAUUUAAGAAAGAAAAAAAAUUAAGGAAUUGAUAAUCCAAAUGUUGUUCCUAAGAAACAGCCCGAAGUAAAACAUCUUAUAAUAUAAAAUAAUAGAUUGAAAAUGAGCCAGAAAAAUGUGCAAUAUGCUUUGAAGGACUUAAUACUAAAAAUAAAGCUGUAAUAACGAUAGAAUGUAAGUAAAUAAAUUUGUUAAAUGUAGUCAUCUAUUUCAUAAUUCGUGCAUUCAUUAAUGGGGAGUUUAAUAAGUUGGACUUAAGAGUUGUCCAACAUGCAGAAGGCCAUUCAAACCAGAAGAACUUUAAUGAUUUUUAUAAUCCCUC
Messenger RNA from Paramecium sonneborni, 1409 nucleotides. The record is from the annotation of a GenBank genome assembly. NCBI's taxonomy places the organism in Eukaryota, Ciliophora, Oligohymenophorea, Peniculida, Parameciidae.